UUUAUUAAAUAUACUUUGUUUCAUUAGGGGACUCUCUACAGACACGAUGCUAACAAGACUCAACAAAAGAAACCAUGUCAGUAUUUAUCGUAUGAACUCCAACGUGUCCAGCCGGUCCCGGAUCAGUAGCAAGGUGAUCUCGACGAGAUCCAGAAGAGCUUCAAACAAAGUACUGAGGAGGAAGACCAAGAAAGCUAUGAAUCAUACAAUCAGAGGCCAAUCUAAAGGAAUCAUGUUCAUAGAGGAUCUUGGAAAGCACAUUAUUACAGAGAUUCAGGGUUCUUCUCUUGCUUCUAAUCUUGUUUCUCCUAAUCGGAAAGUGUUUAAUGAAGAACUGGACAAAUCAAUGGAAAUUGUGGGGACUAUCACAAAUGAAGAAAAGACGCCUAAAACAGUAAAAUUUGAACAAAAUAUUGUCCCUUCGAGCAGCCAGAGCACUCAAGGAAGCAUUAGGUCCUUCAGAAACAACUAUUUUUCCUUAAAGAGAAGCAAGCAAAUGUAUAAAACUACAGUUGCCCAUCAACAGAACAGAAAGAGUCGAAAUAUUCUUGGGGCAGCCGGGAAUAGUACCUACAAAACAUUACAAGGGCAUGUUUCCUCCUCUCAGAAUCAACAAAUUAGCUCUGAAAGAUCAGGGUUUGACCUUUCCAGACCAGGCUCAGUGACCUCUCUUUUCACUGCCUGCUCUGUGGGAAAUAAUAUGCAUUCGCGGAACCAAAACUCCUUAUUUGGGCAGCACAGCUCAUACAACUCAGGCUCUCUCAGGUCAGAGGAAGAGAACGAGAGAGAAAUAGUCCAAGUAAUUGAGGAAAAUCAAACACUCGGCUUGGCCAAUCAAAGAAAUCAACAGAGAAAUUGUCGAGGCAGAAUCCAACCUAAAAAGAAGAUUUUCAGAGACAUGUACCUGAUCACUGAAAUUGAAAGUGACCUUGAGAUGUCGAAGGAGUCACUAAAUGAGAAAUCAACAGAUUCUACUUCUUUGAUUGCCGCUCCAUACCAGUCAUUAAGGAAGAACUUACCUAAAAAUUCAGAGGUCCACUGAGAAACUCUGAGACUCCAGUCUAAUUUGAGCACUUUCCAGAGAGAAGUUACCACUAGAAGCAGGAACAAACAGAUUUUGGAAACUACUCAAGACUUUAAAUGCUUCUACGAUAGAGACGUGGUCUCAUAUAAGGAUAAAAGACCAAGAGAGAUGCCUUAUAAUCUCACUAAGGGUGAUGAUGAUGAAGACUCAGACUCAGAGGAUGUAGACAAUGGCAAAAGAUACCUCAAACUACACUUAGAGAAGACCCUUACAGAAGAGCUUAAGCCUAGAAGAAGAUUUUGUUUCUACUAAAGACUUCGUAUUACCUGCUGUUCCUUAGAUUAAGAAGCUAGUAAUC
Molecule: messenger RNA, 1382 nt
Organism: Moneuplotes crassus
Lineage: Eukaryota; Ciliophora; Spirotrichea; Euplotida; Euplotidae
Source: the annotation of a GenBank genome assembly